Messenger RNA from Jaminaea rosea, 1691 nucleotides. RefSeq lists its product as hypothetical. The coding region runs from base 87 to 1691 and encodes 534 amino acids. The transcript has 3 exons. NCBI's taxonomy places the organism in Eukaryota, Fungi, Basidiomycota, Exobasidiomycetes, Microstromatales. The record is from RefSeq and is a predicted model, not a curated record.
GUUGCAAUCUUGGAUUGGAUUGGAUUCCCAUUGCCUCGCUCGUGCCCUCUGCUACCUCGACGACCACCCAUGCAACUCACGCAAAGAUGACCGAAGAGCACCAACAUCGCUCACCGGAGCGCUCCGAGUACGAUCUCCCUUCCUUCACCUCUCACUCCCACUCCCACUCACGAACGCAGGACAGUCCUUCGUCGACAUCCACCGCCAGCCUCAGCGCCAGUGUCAGUCGAGACCCUUCGCAUCCUCCUCCCUCCUCGAGCUCUGCACCCGCAGCAGCAAAGAAACCGCGAACGACGACUGUGUGGAACCAUUACUCUGAACGUGUCCCGAUAAGCGAGACGCAUUGGGAGGUGAAAUGUCUCAACUGCGGCACAUCCUAUCGGAUCAAGAGGGAUGGUAGUACGGGAACUAGCACGUUGCAUAAACACCAGAAGCUAUGCGCGAGUAGAAGUGCGGCGGCUGCUGCGGCUGCUGCUGUGGGUGCUGGUGGUGUGGGUGGGGGGUUGAGAUUACCUGGCGUUACGGCGGGGGGAAGUGGGAGUCCAGGACCAUCCUCCUCGCGACAUCAUCAUCAUCAUCAGCAGCACCAGCACGAUUAUGCGACCGGCCUGGCGGGAGGAGGGCACGUCCUCCCCAACAGUAUUCCGGCCCAAGCCCUACAGGACUUUUUGAGAGCGGCGCAACAGCAGAACCAGAGCCAAGCACACGCUCAGGCUCAGGCGGCGCAUCAGGCCCAAUCCCACUCCUCGCAUGCGCACGCUGACCACGCUCAACCGUCCACGUCGAGCUCGGCGGGCACAAACGGCAUACACGCUCUCGGCGUUGCGGGGGAGUUCGAUGUGGCCGCUGCGGCCGAGGCGGCUAGUCUGGCGUAUGGCGGAGCGACGGGUGCAGGGGAGAGCAAUGCGAAUGGGAACGGCAAUGGCGCGGCGGCGGCCAGUCCAGGUGGUGGUGGGGAAAAUGCGGGCACGGUAGACCUGUUGAUCCUCAACCCCAACUCGAGCGACUCCAUCACUCUUGGCCUGCGUCACCACCUCGAACCCCUCCGACCCCCCUCCGUCCGCCUAACCUACACCACAGGUCCCCCCUCCUCCCCCGCCAGCAUCUCCGACCCGCCCACCUCAAUCCUCUCCGCCCAAACAAGCUUCGAUGCCCUCCUCUCCACUCCCUCCCUACUCGAAACAAAAUCCGGAGUUCUAGUCUGCUGUUUCUCCUCCCACCCUUUAGUAGGGAUGAUCCGCCACCAAUGGCCAGAGCUAAACUGCAUGCACAUCCUAGAUGCGGCUGUAGGCCAUGCAUUGGCCUGUGGAGCAAGCUCCUUCGGUAUCCUCACGACAGGGCGAGCCAUGCUACCGGAUAUAGAUGCGGGCGUCCUCUCCUACCUGGGCGGCGUCUCUUCGCGAUACAAGGGGUCAAUCGCUACCGAGCUUGGAGUGUUGGAGCUGGGCGACCCUUCUCUACGCGGGCACGUCGAGAAACGGAUCAAGAGCGAGGCAGCCCGGCUGGUGGUGGAGAGGGGGGCGGAGGCCAUUAUUUUGGGGUGUGCCGGCAUGGCAGGGAUGGAGGGAUUAGUUUUGCAGGGUGUGGCAGAGGCGGGUGGGGAUGACAGGAGGGUUUGGGUUAUCGAUGGGGCGAAAGCGGGGGUGCUGUUAUUGGAGGGAUUGGGGAGGGGAAGAUAUAGGGGGGAGUGA